AUGGCACAUCUAACUGCUAGUCUUCUUAGCAACGAAUUGGUCCAAAUCAUCGUCGGUCCUGAGCUCAAAGAAUUCUUCGUCCAUAAAACUCUCAUCAGAUCAACAUGCGACUUCUUUGACAAGGCUUUUAAUGGAAGAUUCAAGGAAGGUAUCGAGAACAAGAUGCAUCUUCCCAAGGACGAUCCAGAGAUUUUCGAAAUUUUCGUCAAUUGGAUGUAUUCUGGGCAUCUUAGAGGAGGACUAAGAGAGCCCAUGCUGAUCAUUAACAUCUGGAUUUUCGCCCAAAAAUGCCAAGCUAUAACCUUGAAGAACUGCGCCAUGAAAGCUCUACAAGAUGCGCUAGGUGAUGAACGAAUAGGUCGAUUUCCAUUAUCUAAUUCUGAAGUUGCGCACAUAUACGAGAAUACAACAUGGGGUGAUGAGUUGCGAGUAUUUGCAAUAGCGAUGUUGGCGUGGGAGAUUCCGUUUGGGGAUCCAGAAGAUGCUGCUAAUUUGGAGAGAAUAUUCAAUGACGUGAAGAGCGCUUUGGAAGAAGUUUUAGAAUUCACACAAGAAUUUGGAGGGAAACCUGUGGCUGAUCCGAGAGUUAGAGGUGGUUCGUAUGAUAAGUGUGCGUUUCAUGAGCAUAAUGAUAAAGAUGAAUAUGUUUGCAUCGCGGCGUUGAAUUCUCAUCAGUAUAGAAAUAUACACUAG
Messenger RNA from Botrytis porri, 693 nucleotides. RefSeq lists its product as uncharacterized. Lineage: Eukaryota; Fungi; Ascomycota; Leotiomycetes; Helotiales; Sclerotiniaceae. Gene Ontology annotation, molecular function: protein binding. Bases 1 to 693 code for a protein of 230 amino acids. The record is from RefSeq and is a predicted model, not a curated record. The transcript is spliced from 2 exons.